GUACCAGAGCUGGGAGGCGUCUCCGGCGCGGACCUUGGAGAACCUGGCCGCCAACCCGCGAGCCAGUCUCGGUCCCCGAGGCCGACUGAGACUCGGAGCCAUCCAGCGACCUGGCGAGCGGCCUCAGGCCCCGCCAUGGGGAAGACCAACAGCAAACUGGCCCCAGAGGUGCUGGAGGACCUGGUUCAGAAUACUGAGUUCAGCGAGCAGGAGCUGAAGCAGUGGUACAAAGGCUUUCUGAAGGACUGCCCCAGCGGCAUCCUCAACCUGGAGGAGUUCCAGCAGCUCUACAUCAAGUUCUUCCCCUACGGCGAUGCCUCCAAAUUUGCCCAGCACGCCUUCCGCACCUUCGACAAGAAUGGCGACGGCACUAUCGACUUCCGGGAGUUUAUCUGCGCCCUUUCGGUCACUUCCCGCGGCAGCUUUGAGCAGAAACUCAACUGGGCCUUUGAGAUGUACGACCUGGACGGCGACGGGCGCAUCACGCGCUUGGAGAUGCUGGAGAUCAUCGAGGCUAUCUACAAGAUGGUGGGCACCGUGAUCAUGAUGCGCAUGAACCAGGAUGGGCUCACGCCCCAGCAGCGUGUGGACAAGAUCUUCAAGAAGAUGGACCAGGAUAAAGAUGACCAGAUUACUCUGGAAGAGUUCAAGGAGGCGGCCAAGAGCGACCCAUCCAUUGUGCUGCUGCUGCAGUGUGACAUGCAGAAGUAGAGAGUAGAGGCUGGUGAGGGGCAGGGACCCUGGCCAGGAGGAGCGUGGUCACCGCCCAACCCCAUGAUCUCUCUGGCUGGCCUUUCCCCAGGGGGAGGGGUACUCCAACCUCACUCUCUGGCCUACCCACCCCUCUGUCCAAGCCCUUGCUCUCUCAGUCAAGAUCCUUGAGGGACCACCUCACCCUGGAAAAGGGACAGAUCCUCAGGUACUCUGUGGUCUAGCACCGCCCCCAGUCUCGGCCCAGAACUAACAUCCACUGGGCAUAGGGGAGUUGGCUUUUGCCCCUACAGGCAGGGUUAAGGAGGGGGGGAUGGUGCUCUGCUUUGAAAGUCCAUUCUUCCUGGGGUUAUGCUUUGUAGAAUGGCCCACACACCCCAGAUAAAGGGCCAAAUUGGAUCUGUCCUGUGCUGAAGACCUAGAUCCCUUAAAGGUGGUCUCUGCCCUGCCCCCUCAACUCCACCCUUCUGGCCCUUGUCUUUGAAGCAUUCAUUCAGUCCUUUCUUCAGCUAAUGUUUAUCGAGCACCGUUCAAUGUCAGGCACCUGUAGGUGCUAAGGAAGUGGUAGCCUACAAGACACAUUUCGUGCCCUCUGGAAGCUCACAGAGCAGGAAGGCAGACUUCCAGUGGUCAGAGUCACAGAUGGGGAUGUCGAACACAGCUGAGCAGAGGGUGCGGUCAGGCUGGUUAAU
Pteronotus mesoamericanus is the source of this 1403-nucleotide messenger RNA. RefSeq names its product hippocalcin like 4 (gene HPCAL4). The transcript has 4 exons. The record is from RefSeq and is a predicted model, not a curated record. NCBI's taxonomy places the organism in Eukaryota, Metazoa, Chordata, Mammalia, Chiroptera, Mormoopidae. Gene Ontology annotation, molecular function: calcium ion binding. Bases 136 to 711 code for a protein of 191 amino acids.